AUGCAGCUGGUCCGAUGCCUCGUGGUUGCCGCAGCCUACCUCGUUCUGCUCGCGGGCCCUGUCUCUUAUGCAUCUCCGAAGCUACUGCCGUUUUCACAAGAGCGGAAUGCAACUCUAAUUCGUUUCAUCAAAUGGUUCUUGGCGCUUUGGCUGGUUCGUGAGGUGAACGCGGUCCUCAAUAGCUGGGCGGAGAAUAGGUGGAUGUGGAAGAGUGACAAGAGCUCAUGGGACUGGAAGAACGAAAUCGCCGUUAUCACCGGAGGCUCUAGAGGAAUUGGGGCCAUGCUGGCGAAGCGAUUGGUGUCGCACGGCGUUAAAGUUGCUGUUCUAGAUGUUGAACCAUUGUCCGAUGACUUCCAGGACGAUGAGUGCAGGUUGGUCAGCUUCUACCGAUGUGACAUUAGCUCCCGGGAUGCAGUCCACAUGGCUGCUGAAGCAAUCCGCUCAGACCACGGUUCUCCAUCCAUUCUAGUUAACAACGCCGGAAUAGGCAAUGCCAACAGCAUCCUGGAAGUCUCGCCCGAGCGUCUCAGAGCCAUGUUCGACGUCAAUAUCAUCAGCCACUGGAAUACCGUGCAAGAGUUUCUUCCCGACAUGAUUGAAAAGAGAAAGGGCCACAUCAUGACUACCUCAAGCAUGUCUGCUUUUCUGGGUUUCGCCGGAGCGGUCGACUACGCAAGCACGAAAGCGGGUCUAACAGCAUUCCAUGAGGGGUUAACACAAGAGCUGAAGCAUCGCUACAAGUGCCCGCAAAUCAAGACAACCAUAGUCUACCCGACAUGGACUAGGACUCGGCUAAUCACGGCAAUUGAAAAGGGAAUACAGAGUACGAGAGCUCCUAUCAUGGACACUAAAGAUGUCGCCGACGCCAUGGUCAACCAAAUCAUAGCUGCAAAAAGUGGACAGCUGAUUUUGGGGCCAAGCAUUGCAGCUACGGUCCGGGCCCUCCCCAUAUGGCUACAGGAGCUCGUUCGCGACCACAUGGCGCACGUGGUCACAGUAAACGCGACGACUGCUGUGGCGUCUUCUCGGUAA
Trematosphaeria pertusa is the source of this 1035-nucleotide messenger RNA. RefSeq names its product NAD(P)-binding protein. Gene Ontology annotation, molecular function: oxidoreductase activity, acting on the CH-OH group of donors, NAD or NADP as acceptor. NCBI's taxonomy places the organism in Eukaryota, Fungi, Ascomycota, Dothideomycetes, Pleosporales, Trematosphaeriaceae. The transcript is spliced from 2 exons. Bases 1 to 1035 code for a protein of 344 amino acids. The record is from RefSeq and is a predicted model, not a curated record.